AUGAACUCCGCUGUCUCUAUCAAACGAAGGGCCUGUGUGGCCUGUACGGCUGCUAAGGCAAAGUGUACACCGCAGGCCGCCAACCUGUGCCAGCGGUGCGCUCGCCUAGGCAAGGCAUGCACAUACCUCGAUCUUCCGCAGACGAAGCGGAAGCGCAAGGCUGCACCAACCCGAGUAGAGUUACUGGAGAUGAAAGUCGAUCAGCUCAUGUCGCAGCUGGGUAAGUCAACCCAGCAGAACAUGACGACUCCAACAGAUACUCUUCGCCCGACUGCCCACGACUCGGCCUCUGACCGUGAACUGGAAUCGGAUAUGAUGAAUACCGAUGCGCUGGCCUUUGCUGUCCAGGAUCCAUCACACGGUCUUGCGCCGCCUACUACCUCCGCGAUGGAGGGCCAACCGACUAUCGUGGAUCGGGGUCUUCUAAGCGAAGCCGAAGCAGAGCGCUUAAUUACGAGUUUCCAACUGGACUUUGUCCCCAAAUUUCCCUUCGUGGUCCUGGGACAUGAUGAGACAGCUGAAAAUCUGAGGAAUACGCAGCCUUUCUUAUUUUUGUGCAUCGUGUCUGCUACUAUCGGCAGCGCAUCCCCUCUCCGCGAGGCCAUUGCGGACGAAAUCAUGAAGCAUGUCACACUAAGGAUCAUGGCACGGUCCGAGAGAAACUUAGAGCUCCUUCGCGGCCUACUUGUUCACGCUGCGUGGUACACAUAUCCUGGGGAGAGGAAUCACCCGCGGCUUCUUCUAUUGAUCCAAAUAUCUGUUUCUAUUUUACAGGACUUGGGUCUGCACAAAAAGAUCAAUCCCACCCCCGAGGAGCAGCGUGUCUUACUUGGCACAUACUGGCUGUCAUCUCAGGAGAAUCUCGGUCGGCUGACUAGCAUGAGGCGGGAUUCUCAAAUUGAUCGGUGCAUGCGGGGUUUGUCAUCGACUAAGCAACUCUCAGAUCGAUGGAUUGCACCCUUCAUUCACUUGCAGUCUUUCUUAGCAACGGUAGAAGACGUCCAUUCUUCGGUACAACCAAGUGGAGGGGUUGUACAAGUCCAGAUCAUGAAUAACUCUCUACAGCAACAGUUCAAUAACGUGAAAUCAUCUUUGGAGAAAGACCUCACCGGGAUUCCUUCAUCAACAGGAAAUGCAAUACGCACAGAAAUAAAAUAUGUUGAGUUACAUCUCGAGGAUUUAUGCCUCCGAGAAGAACUCUGGGUCAUGGAGCCUAACAGCGCAACUCGCAUCUCCAUGUUAAUGAACAUGAUCCAACGAGCCAAAGAGCUCAUCCAGACCACCCGAGACUUGAGGAUUUCCGAAAUUGGUCAAAUGACAAUAACUACGACUGCUCGCCUCUGUGCUGCGGUGGGUUACAUACCCAUGUUGGUAUUGACCUUGCUCACCCUCAUCACUGGCACUAUUGACGCUACUACCGAGGCCCUAGCACAGGCAGUUGUUGACGUAGCAGAUUACCCCAAGCUUAUCACAGAGCUUGCCGAUACGUUGGAUGUGAGGUUCCAGGGCAUGUCUGCUGCAGAAAUGGAGACAGACGUUGUUGGUAGCCUCUGUCUGAAGAUGCGCCAGCUAGCACGCAGUUACCCUUAUCAGGUCAGGAACCUUAUUGGGAAUGCGCUAUCCCGCGAUGCACGGCAGGCUACGUCUAUGAUAGAAAUCCCCGCCAAUGAUGUUGCUUUGGCACCACAGGUCUGGCCGUCAAUCUACGGCGAUCUGGAUGAUAUAUUCCCCAUGGAUGAUAUACAAUGGGAUUCUCUAUUGAGCAGUUUCCUUGGGGUUACUAGCACUAGUUAG
Molecule: messenger RNA, 1794 nt
Organism: Penicillium chermesinum
Lineage: Eukaryota; Fungi; Ascomycota; Eurotiomycetes; Eurotiales; Aspergillaceae
Product: Zn(II)2Cys6 transcription factor domain-containing protein
Exons: 4
Coding region: 1-1794 (597 amino acids)
Biological process (GO): regulation of DNA-templated transcription
Cellular component (GO): nucleus
Molecular function (GO): transcription cis-regulatory region binding; DNA-binding transcription factor activity, RNA polymerase II-specific; zinc ion binding
Source: RefSeq, a predicted model, not a curated record